AAAAUAAUAAAGGGGUUAAAACUUAUUUCCUACGUCUAUGUCGUUCUCAAUUUGAAAGUGAGGCGCCUGUGCACUUGUGGUGUGAAGGGGGCUGGGGCAAGGGACCUCCACUACUACUGGGGAAAAGGGGCUUAUUUCUGUGUUUGAUGGAGGUGGGGUCUGGGGGCUUGUGCGGCGGCCGAUAGCCGGCGAGCAAAUCGUGUCAGACUCGUGGCAGAGGGGUCAACGCGAGGGAAAGAACGACCACGAACUGUCUUCUUGGGCUUGGCGGUGACCAGGAAGUUAUCACUUUAAAGGAACACACGACAUCAACGAGAAAGGAUGAACGACAUGGAGGCCUAUGGGGACGGAUAUAUGGAGCCGGAGGAAGAGUGGGAAAGGGAGGGUCUUCUUGACCCGGCCUGGGAGAAACAACAAAAAAAAACAUUCACAGCAUGGUGCAAUUCACAUCUCCGGAAAGCUGGAACUGCCAUCGAAUCAAUCGAAGACGACUUCAGGAAUGGAUUGAAAUUGAUGCUCCUACUUGAGGUGAUCUCUGGUGAAACCCUUCCAAGACCUGACCGUGGAAAAAUGCGCUUCCAUAAAAUUGCCAAUGUAAACAAAGCCUUAGACUAUAUUGCUAGCAAGGGCGUAAAGCUCGUCUCCAUUGGAGCAGAAGAAAUUGUUGACGGUAACUUGAAGAUGACACUUGGAAUGAUUUGGACCAUAAUUUUGAGGUUCGCAAUUCAGGAUAUUUCCGUUGAGGAAAUGACAGCGAAAGAGGGUCUUCUUCUUUGGUGUCAACGUAAAACUGCACCCUACAAGAAUGUCAAUGUUCAAAAUUUCCAUCUUUCAUUCAAAGAUGGUCUCGCUUUUUGCGCUCUCAUUCAUCGUCAUCGUCCCGAUCUCAUUGAUUACAAUAAACUCAGUAAAGACAAUCCUCUGGAAAAUUUAAAUACUGCCUUUGACGUUGCCGAGAAAUACCUCGAUAUUCCUAGAAUGUUGGAUCCCGAUGAUUUGAUCAACACUCCAAAGCCGGAUGAACGUGCAAUCAUGACUUACGUAUCCUGCUACUAUCACGCGUUCCAGGGUGCGCACCAGGUCAACAUGCGAAACACAGCAAUGCCUGAUGAACGGGCUGUGAUGACUUAUGUUUCUUCGUAUUAUCAUUGCUUCAGUGGUGCCCAAAAGGCCGAAACAGCAGCCAACAGAAUUUGCAAGGUCUUGAAGGUAAAUCAAGAAAAUGAACGUUUAAUGGAAGAAUAUGAACGACUGGCCUCUGAUCUAUUGGAAUGGAUCAGAAGGACAAUGCCCUGGCUCGCUAGUCGACAAACUGACAAUUCAUUAGCGGGUUGUCAAAAAAAAUUGGAGGAAUAUAGAACUUAUAGACGUAAACAUAAACCACCACGUGUUGAACAAAAAGCAAAACUUGAAACGAAUUUCAACACUCUUCAAACAAAACUCAGACUAAGCAAUCGUCCUGCUUAUAUGCCAACCGAGGGAAAAAUGGUCUCCGAUAUCAAUAAAGCAUGGAAAGGUUUGGAACUUGCUGAAAAGGCGUUUGAAGAAUGGCUUUUGUCAGAAAUGAUGCGCCUUGAACGAUUAGAACAUUUGGCACAAAAAUUCAAACAUAAAGCAGACGCUCACGAGGAUUGGACAGCUGGUAAAGAGGAAAUGCUGACAUCUCAACACUUCCGUCAAUGUAAACUUAACGAAUUGAAAGCACUCAAGAAAAAGCAUGAGGCUUUUGAAUCUGAUCUCGCUGCCCAUCAGGAUCGUGUUGAGCAAAUUGCUGCCAUCGCUCAGGAACUUAAUACACUGGAAUAUCACGACAGUGCUUCUGUGAACUCAAGAUGUCAACGAAUUUGCGAUCAAUGGGAUCGUCUUGGAACUCUUACUCAACGCAGACGUCAAGCCCUCGACGAAGCUGAACGCAUUCUCGAGAAAAUUGAUAUUCUGCAUUUGGAAUUUGCUAAACGAGCUGCGCCGUUUAACAAUUGGUUGGGUGGGACCAGAGAAGAUCUUGUUGAUAUGUUUAUUGUUCAUACCAUGGAAGAAAUUCAGGGCCUAAUGGAUGCUCAUGCUGCGUUUAAAGCAACCCUCGGUGAAGCUGACAAAGAAUAUAAUUCAAUUGUUGGCCUUGUUCGUGAAGUGGAAUCUAUAGUCAAACAAUUUCAGAUUCCUGGAGGUCUUGAAAAUCCAUAUACGACACUUACUGCUCUCGAUCUUACUAAAAAAUGGAGUGACGUCAGGCAAUUGGUACCACAACGUGACGGCACAUUGGCUGCAGAACUUCGCAAACAGCAAAAUAAUGAGUUGUUACGUAGACAGUUUGCAGAGAAGGCUAAUGCCGUUGGUCCUUGGAUAGAACGUCAAUUGGACGCUGUGUCCGCUAUUGGACUAGGACUUCAGGGCACACUUGAAGAUCAACUUCUUCGACUUAAAGAAUACGAGCAAGCCGUUUAUCAAUAUAAGGCACAUCUCGAGGAAUUAGAAAAGAUUCAUCAGGCCGUCCAAGAGGGAAUGAUCUUUGAAAAUAGAUAUACACAAUAUACAAUGGAAACUCUACGCGUUGGUUGGGAACAACUUCUCACUUCAAUCAAUCGUAAUAUUAAUGAAGUCGAAAAUCAAAUUCUAACACGAGACUCAAAGGGUAUUACGCAAGAACAACUAAACGAAUUCCGAAGCAGUUUUAAUCACUUUGAUAAGAACAGAACAGGAAGAUUGGCACCUGAGGAAUUCAAAUCGUGUCUUGUAUCCUUGGGAUACUCAAUUGGAAAAGACAGACAAGGAGAUAUUGACUUCCAACGUAUUCUCGCUAUUGUUGAUCCCAAUAAUUCUGGUUAUGUUCAGUUUGACGCCUUCUUAGAUUUUAUGACACGCGAGUCCACGGAUACAGACACUGCUGAACAAGUCAUAGACAGCUUCCGUAUUCUCGCUGGAGACAAGCCUUACAUUCUAGCCGAUGAACUCAGACGAGAAUUGCCACCUGAUCAGGCAGAAUAUUGUAUACAACGAAUGCCUCCAUUUAAAGGACCUGGUGGAGCACCAGGUGCUCUCGAUUAUCGUUCAUUCUCCACUGCUCUUUAUGGUGAAUCUGAUCUUUAAAAUUCCCAUUGAACAUUUAAAAAAAAAAGAAAGAGACAUCUUUAUAUAAACACCUACAUUUUUCAUCCCUCGCCAUUGAAUGAGUCGAUAUUGUUAAUAUCGAGUGCAAGAAAGAAGUUAAAAGUACUUAAUUGAAAAUAGAAAAAAAAAAUCAUCAACAUACAGAAAUAGGUGGGAAUAGAAAAAAAACAAAAGAAAAACCCUUACUACACGCACAACGGUAACGAAUUUUUGCCUGUCCAAGGCAUAAAAAAUUUAUAUAGAAAAUGCUUAAAAUAAUAAAGCAAAAAAUUAUUAUCUUUUGAAUUUAAGAGACAUCAAUAAUAAUAUUAUUAUUGCAAAGGAGGCAUUCAUCUCAGAACGAAAUUCAUAUAUUGAAAAAAAAAAAAUAUCAUAAAGAAAAAAGUGUCUUUUGCAGUACAUAUACAUAUGUUUACUAAAGAGACAAUAAUAUUUUUGUAUCUCGUAUUACAAUAGUCGACAAUAUAAUACGCGAUGCGCUUUUAAAAUGUCGAUGAUUUGAUAUACAACCAUAUCAAUUAACUUUAUAAUGAGUAAUUAUAAUAAUUAAAUCACCAAAAGCUAAUCAUCACUUUUUUACAAGUGAUUUUUUUUUUUGUCAAUACAAGAAGGGAGACCUAAGAAAUUUUACGGUGAUUAGCAAAAACCAAAUGAAUUGCAAUUUGAUAUAUUAUAUAUAUUUAAUAAAAAAAGAAAAAAACCCUCGCGAGUAUAAAUUUUAAAUAUUUAUUUUAAAUACAAAGAAUAUUUUCCAAACAAUAAUUAACCUAAUAUCAAAAAAAAUAAUCAAAGUACGAAUUCCUCUUUAGGAAGCAUUUAUAUAUAUAUAUAUACAAAUAUAUCAAUUUUUGUUUCUUUAUAUGUAAAUAAAACUUAUAUUCGCGAAUGGUUUUUAAAUAUUUAUAAAUAAAAAUGUUUUUUUUUAAUUAUCUGGAAAAUGAUCGACUAUAUCACCUAUUUUUAAAGGAGAAAAUCCAGAAAAUAAGAGACGCAAGCUUAAAAUCGAAUAUAUACAUAAUAUUUUUUUAUUAAAGACGGCGAACAAAAAAAAAAAAAUAAGAAUAAUAAUAAUAUUGAGAGCCGUUAAUGUAUUUUAUAAAUCGUAUAUUGAAAAUACGCGAAACGAUGCUAAACAUACAAAUUAUUUAUUUAUUUGAUUUAUUAUUUAUUAAUAUUUACAGAUAUUAAAUUAACGUAUAUUAGUCAAAUGAGAAAUGUUCUUUGAAAGUUAUUUAUUUUUUAUAAAUAUUUGCUCCGGUGCGAUUGGACUGUUGCGAGGCAAUAGCCAUAGAGAAAAGCGGAAUGGAUAAAUUUCAACAAAAAAAAAAAAAAAAGAAAAAAAAAGAAAGAAAGAAAGAGGACAAAAACAGCUGCCAUCGCCUUUACGUGUAGUAAGAAACACAAUUUAUACAGUCAUAAUAAUGUAAAUUAGUUGAAUAAGACAUUCAUCUCCACUUGAAGAAAAAAAAAACAUCGUAUAAUUGAAUUUGUGUGAAAUGCAGUAAUUCAUUAUCAAAAAAAAAAAAAAAAGAAAAAAGAAAAAAAUAAUAAAAAAAAGUAUGAAAUAAGUUUUGUUUGGCUUUGAAGCUUAAUGCUUUUUUUGAGAAUCCGUCUUAACGUAGUUUGAGACUUUUGUUAUAAAUAUAUACGAUCCAACUGCUCUUUACUUUUCUUUUUUUUUUAUAUAAAUAUUUUUUGCCGAAAAUUCGAUUGGCAGCUAAGAAUUUAAUUUUUUUUUUUAGUUUUAUUUAGAGGUUUGUAUUUUUAUUUUAAUUUGUUUUUAUUAAUUUUUUUUUGUUAGAAUCAAUAUAAUUGUACAGUUAAACAUCUUGUAAGUAAAUUUUGGAUGUACUUUUUUUUUGCGGAAUAUUAAUUAUAGCAAAUUUCAAAAAACGAAUGAAAGUCUCAAACAGAAUUUUUCAUUUGUUUGGUAUAUUAUUAAGAUUUUAUCUAUACACAAAUAAAAUGCAUACACCUGACAUUCACUCACUUGAACAUACAUAUGUAAAUGUAAUUGAUAAAAAUUGUAAUCUAUAAGUGUAUAAUAUGUAAUGCUAUAAAAAAAAAAAAAAAAAAAAUCGCUCCUCCUUCGAUCAGUCGUCCCGCAUCGCAUUACAUCGAUCGAAUAUUAUUUCUUCUCUGUUUAAUUUUAUUUUCCUGUACUGGUUUAAUAACGAAUAUUAUUGUACAACGAGGAAACUAAAAAAAUUGAAAAUAAAAAAAAAUUCUGCAAAACA
Molecule: messenger RNA, 5345 nt
Organism: Leptopilina boulardi
Lineage: Eukaryota; Metazoa; Arthropoda; Insecta; Hymenoptera; Figitidae
Gene: Actn
Product: alpha-actinin, sarcomeric
Exons: 14
Coding region: 322-3087 (921 amino acids)
Biological process (GO): actin cytoskeleton organization; muscle cell development
Cellular component (GO): cell projection; cortical actin cytoskeleton; Z disc
Molecular function (GO): calcium ion binding; actin filament binding
Source: RefSeq, a predicted model, not a curated record